AAGAGAGAGAGAGCAGGAGGCUUUCGAUUCAGUUUCGCAUUUUAGUUGAGUUCUUUUCACUCUUCACUCUUGUUUUCGCCUGUUGAAAAAAGCAUCCCUGUUCUCCAGGUCUGUCAUCCCUCUGCGACGGUUCACCGCGAUUGGCUGGCUCGGGGCAUUUCUCUCAGAACAGUGGGGAAGAUUGAGGAAGUCCUGCCAGCUCUAUCUCUGUAACGUGAAACUUGAGCAUGGGGAAGCAGAACAGCAAGCUGCGGCCGGAGGUGAUGCAGGAUCUGCUGGAGAGCACGGACUUCACCGAGCAUGAAAUCCAGGAGUGGUACAAGGGCUUCCUGCGGGACUGCCCCAGCGGCCACCUUUCCAUGGAGGAGUUCAAGAAGAUCUAUGGCAACUUCUUCCCCUACGGAGACGCCUCCAAGUUUGCUGAACAUGUAUUCCGCACCUUUGAUGCUAAUGGUGAUGGCACAAUAGACUUUCGGGAGUUUAUAAUUGCGCUCAGCGUCACAUCCCGAGGAAAGCUGGAGCAGAAACUGAAAUGGGCAUUUAGCAUGUAUGACUUGGAUGGGAAUGGAUACAUCAGCAAAGCAGAGAUGCUGGAAAUCGUACAGGCUAUUUAUAAAAUGGUGUCUUCAGUAAUGAAGAUGCCGGAGGAUGAGUCCACACCAGAGAAAAGAACAGAGAAGAUCUUUAGGCAGAUGGAUACCAACCGAGAUGGUAAAUUGUCCCUGGAGGAAUUCAUUAAGGGGGCGAAGAGUGACCCGUCUAUUGUGCGUCUGCUGCAGUGUGACCCCAGCAGUGCAGGACAGUUCUGAGACCAGCCUGCCCCUCUUUCUCCUCCUCCAUUUUAUUUAUUUAUGGGUUUUAUUUCCGUUUUGAUGCACAGUAACUCUCCGCUCCAACACAGGGACAAUGAGUGCCAAUUCAUAAGGGUCUGUGUCCCAUCAGAGUGAGCUUGACCAGAUAUAGGACUCCCCCUACAUACACACAAACUCUUUCCCCUUUUUUCCCUCUCUCUCUCUCUCUCUCUCUCUCUCUCUCUCUCUCUCUCUCUCUCUCUCUCACACACUCACACACACACACACACACACACACACACACACACACACACACACACACACACACACUCACUCUCACACUCUCUCUCUCACACACACUCACACACAAUAUAUGUGGAUCUCUGUGGGGAUUUCCCUCUGAUCUGGAUUGAGGUCCAGUGUGAGGCAGAGUGAUGAUAAUGAGAGCAUUUCUCUGUGCUGUGAACUGCUGCUGAAACUGCCUGAUAGGAGCACAUUGUAUGCUUCUUAUCAUGUUCUGUUCAUGCAGAGUCUAGCCUUUUUCUUGAGGGUGGAGAUAUUUUGGUCAAAUAAAAUCUGAACAGUGAAACGUAUCGUAUCAUUGACGCAUAUCGUAGAGUUUCGCAAGUGAAGCGAAGCGCUGUGGUAGAAGACCUUGAGGGGCCUACUUUAAGAACCCUACUUUUUGGCUUGAGUCUGUUGGGAAAUGUGUUGUCCAACAUUACAGUUACAACUAGACGUUGGUAUGGCCAUAAAUUCUUACCCUUGAUUUUUGACCAGCAAGGAUUUAAAAAAAAGCUGAACUUGCCUCACCAGAUGCCUCUUACCAGAAAUAUGAUUCUAACAUUUCAAACAGUUUCUGCACUAGCACCACACAGGCAGAUGUGGUUAGUUGUGUAGUUUUUUAGGUCAAAUAGUAUUUGUAAAAUCAUAGGCUACCACACCACUUUAACAUGUCCCUGAAACAUGGGAACUCAUGGGAAGACUAAUCCAGUACAUAUAUUGCUAUCAAGAGUGUUUUUUUUUUGUUUUUGUUUUUUUGUUUUUUAGUUGUUUUUGUUUUUGUUUUUUUGUUUUUGUUUCUUUUUUUUUGGUUGGUUUCUUGGGGUUUUUUUUUUUUGGGAGGGGAGGGGGUGCCCAACUUAACUUACUGUUGACUGGCUUGAGAUGAUAGACUUGGACCAUGGAGAAAUGGACCAUGGCUUUGGUUUCUUAACAGACCCUUAGUAAUUUGGUUUUGGUUUUUAGUUCCUGAAAUUCCCAGUAAUGACUGUUCAAGUAAGCUGUCAGGUGAGGAUUGUACCAGUAUAUUAAGAUAACUCCUGUCCAUUUUGUGUGCCUAUUUCAGCAUUUCAGCUGCUGCUCCAAAUGGAGAACUGGUGAUUUUGCUGGUCAAUCAGAUUGUCUUAAACUGUCCAUCAUGUCUGUUGAACCAGUCACAUAAAGACACCCUACAGGUGUCCUCCUGGAAUGCAGCAAUGUCAGUGUUGUGUUCUCCUUGGACAUGAAGCAUGAAGUUAGUGAAAGAAUAAAAUAGACAGGAACUAUUUCAAGAGACUGAUGUAAUUUUUACCUGACCAAAUUUCUUCUGUCAUUCAAGGCAAUUGAAUGCUUAACCAAGUAUUAGAGAAGAAAUGAUGCAUCGACUAAUUUUUAUUCCAGGGAGCUUACUUGCCCUUUUAACUAUUAGCAUAUCAGUGUUACUAAUCCUGAAACCUGUUAGUCAGCACCUGAAUCGUACAUUAUGUACGACACUACACAUUUUAGACUGAUCCUAAAAAGCCAUAUUAUCGCGUGUUGGAAACAAAAUUUUCUCUCAGAAGUUGUGUUGUCUGAAGGAAGUGAAAUGAAGAAUUGUGGGAUUUUCCUGUGGUUUGCGUAGGCCUGUAUAGGUUUUUUUUUCUCCUUUUUUCUUUUUCAAAUCAUGAAACACCAGACACGCAUGCAAAACUGUUAUCAAAAUGCUAUUUUAAGAUGCAACAUCUGCUCAUUUUUGGUGGCUUUAGUGGAGCAUGUUAAAUAAAUUUGAACUGUGUAUGGAAGAGAAACUAUUUGUGUUAUAUGUAUGCAUGCAUGUUUGUGUGUGUAUGUGUGUGGCUCUGGUGCCCUGGUACUGUUUGCUCACACUGCUGUCAGUGGUCUAUUACAUUGUCGCAGAAGGCAUGUGAAUGCCAAAACUGCAAUAUUUAUGAUGGAAGAGGUGAAAUAUUCAAAAUGUGGACAUUAUUCAAGUUACUGAUCUGCCACACACAAACAUGCACACACGCAGAAUUAAGUGUUUCUAUGGAUGACUGUUUUUUACAUCCGCAUAUUGCUUCUUCUUUUAUUUUUAUUAUUUUAAUAGUGCUAUAUUUGCAGAAAUAGCUGCCUGCAGUGCUGAAGCGUAAUGUAGAAUUAGCCCUGUAGCCUGUUGAUCUUGGAAGAGCAUCUAGAACAACUCAUCAAAGCCAAGUUUCCUGAAAGCAUUAUAGUGUUAAGAUCAUCUUAUCACUUAGAGAGAACGAGUAAGGCUCGCUCUGCCAUCUGACGAUGAUCUUUGUGUUAAGUUUUUGCAAAACUCGUCCGCGCUAGGAUUGAAUAGAUGUUUAUAUACAUAUUUCCACCUGGUUCAGAGAUGUCAGCAACAUUUAUUUACAUAUCCAACAUGUAUAUGAUGUUAUCUUCGAUGUCUCUGCAUGUGGGAUCUGAUCUCAUCUUUCUGACAUUGACCACAGUAGUUUACCAUUAAGUAAAUAAGCAUAAGAUGGUAACUUAGCUAAACGGAAAAAAAUGGGUUUAAAAAAAGAACAGGAAAAGCAAGGGCAGUUUUAACAUUAGAGCUUGCUGUCAACCCCCAACUAUGAUGGGGCCUUGAUUGUCCCUCCAAAACCCUUUAUUCCAUUCUCUAUACUUGAACACUCCAAGUGCACUUGAUGCCAUUGAUCAACAGCUGGCUAAGUCCACUUGCUGUACUCAGGUAGGAAGAAUGGAACUUGCCAGUAGUAAUGCUCAUUUAUCCACCAGUUCACUCCAUCCUCCAUCACCUCCUGCUCUGCUUUCAGUAAGCAUGCUAAGCACAUGGAGCUCCAGAAUCCUUCUGUUGCUGCUGCUGUUGUACGUUUUGAAUGCCACUGCAAAUUGUUGAAUGCCUCAAUGCAGUGAAUUCAGUACUGCGAUACUGUUAAUUGGACAAAUCUGAAUGUUUGUUUUUUUUUCUUUCUAAUAAACUGCUGUUUGUAAAGUUGAAAAAAAAUGUUUAAAUAAGAUCACAACUACUGCAAUGAUAAUUCCAUGUUUUAUGCAUAUGUUAUUUUUUAUUUUUUCCUUCUUUUUAGGCAUUGGACAUAACAUUUCUGUAUCACAUAAUUAUAUCAUGUGGUCAGGUGCCAAAUAUACAGAAACAGUAUUGUAUAAAUUUAUACUGUACAAUUGUUAUUUGUCGAACAAAAAGUUUGUAAUUGUUGCAUUUUUGUAGAUUUUGUAUGGUAACCUGUAUUUUGUGACUAUGUCAAUUUGAGGUAUAGAAAUCUGUUUUGGUUAUCCUAUAAAGCAAAGAUUAAAUCUGGAAAAUGGC
Colossoma macropomum (tambaqui) is the source of this 4344-nucleotide messenger RNA. It is a transcript of the gene ncalda, whose product is annotated as neurocalcin delta a. Bases 228 to 809 code for a protein of 193 amino acids. Gene Ontology annotation, cellular component: cytosol. Gene Ontology annotation, biological process: calcium-mediated signaling. Gene Ontology annotation, molecular function: calcium ion binding; tubulin binding; actin binding. The record is from RefSeq and is a predicted model, not a curated record. The transcript is spliced from 5 exons. NCBI's taxonomy places the organism in Eukaryota, Metazoa, Chordata, Actinopteri, Characiformes, Serrasalmidae.